Messenger RNA from Eupeodes corollae, 3195 nucleotides. Its product is annotated as glycine dehydrogenase (decarboxylating), mitochondrial. Gene Ontology annotation, molecular function: glycine dehydrogenase (decarboxylating) activity; lyase activity; pyridoxal phosphate binding. Gene Ontology annotation, biological process: glycine decarboxylation via glycine cleavage system. The coding region runs from base 102 to 3083 and encodes 993 amino acids. Gene Ontology annotation, cellular component: glycine cleavage complex; mitochondrion. The record is from RefSeq and is a predicted model, not a curated record. The transcript has 6 exons. NCBI's taxonomy places the organism in Eukaryota, Metazoa, Arthropoda, Insecta, Diptera, Syrphidae.
GCGAAUUCAGUCAAUCGCUUAUAUCGAACGAGUAUUGGUCACAAAGUCGGGAUUAAAUUUUAAUUUGUAUUCCUUUGAGCUCAAGUUAUUUAAGUGUUAAAAUGAAUCGUUUAAUUUUUAAAUCAUCCUCGACUAAAUUGCUCUCCUACAAGAAACUCAGUGAAAAUUAUUUUAAAAAUAAAUUCCAAUAUUUUGCUAGCUCUGCAAACGAUGUUUUGUAUCCUAAGAACUCAGACUUUCCAAGUCGUCAUAUAGGUCCCCGUAAAACGGAUGUUGUUGCCAUGCUUGAUACCUUAGGUUAUAAGUCACUCAAUGAACUCACAGAAAAAGCAGUUCCAAAGAGCAUUCAACUUAACAGGGAUUUAAAUCUCGACAAACCGUUAAGUGAACAUGAACUAAUUGAAAGAAUCCGAUCGAUUGCCAAUAAAAAUGAAAUUUGGAGAUCUUACAUCGGGAUGGGUUAUCACAAUUGCUAUGUUCCGCACACAAUCCAACGGAAUAUAUUCGAAAACCCAGGAUGGACAACUCAAUACACGCCCUACCAACCUGAAAUUGCCCAAGGACGUCUUGAAUCUCUGCUAAAUUAUCAGACGCUGGUCUCAGAAAUGACUGGACUUGAUGUUGCAAAUGCUUCACUUCUCGAUGAAGGAACUGCAGCAGCUGAAGCCAUGUGUUUAUGUGCCAGACACAAUAAACGAAACAAGCUUUAUAUCUCGAACAAAGUCCAUCCGCAAACUAUAUCUGUAGUCCAAACUCGUGCUUCGGCUUUGGAUCUCGAAAUUGAAGUAGGACCAAUUCAGAAUGCUGAUCUGAAGAGUCGUGAGUUUGCGGGAAUUCUUCUGCAAUAUCCCGAUACUUAUGGUGACGUUAACGACUUUGAAAGUAUCUCAGAACUUGCUCGAAAAAAUGGAACUUUAACAGUAGUGGCAACAGACCUUUUGGCAUUGACUCUUCUCAGACCACCAGCUGAAUUUGGAGCUGAUAUAGCUAUUGGUACGUCACAACGAUUGGGCGUCCCACUGGGUUAUGGAGGUCCGCAUGCAGGAUUCUUUGCAUGCAAACAAAGCUUGGUGCGACUCAUGCCUGGCCGCAUGAUUGGUGUCACAAGGGAUGCAGAUGGUAACGAUGCCUACAGAUUGGCCCUCCAAACUCGUGAACAACACAUCAGACGUGACAAGGCUACCAGUAAUAUCUGCACUGCUCAAGCCUUGUUGGCAAAUAUGUCUGCAAUGUUCGCUGUUUAUCAUGGCCCACAGGGUCUUAAGGAAAUAGCUAAGCGAAUCCAUCAUUCAGCGCUUACUCUUUAUGCGGGCCUAAUAAGUGCUGGACACAAAGUCAGUAAUGAGCGUUUCUUUGACACCCUACAUAUCAUCCCAUCUCAAGCGAUGACAGUGGAAGAAAUCCGUAAACGAGCCGAGGAGAAAAGAAUAAACUUCAGAUAUUUCCCCGAUGGCUCAGUGAGUGUAGCCCUUGAUGAGACGGUCUCCCCCAAUGACAUAUCCGAUCUCUUGUCGAUUUUUGGAUGUAAGUCUAUUGAGGAAGUUCUCAACGAAUCAGACAUUGCAAAGAACUCAAUUGAGAAUACAAAAUUCCUGAGAACUUCAGCCUAUUUGACACAUCCCAUCUUUAGCACUCAUCACAGUGAAUCGAGAAUGGUGCGCUACAUGAAGAAGUUAGAGAACAAGGAUAUCUCUUUGGUCCAUUCUAUGAUACCUCUGGGAUCGUGUACAAUGAAGCUCAAUUCUACCACCGAAAUGAUGCCAUGCUCGUUUCACCACUUUACCGACAUCCAUCCAUUUGCACCGGUCGAGCAGGCUCAGGGCUAUCAUCAGAUGUUCAACGAGCUGGAAAAGGAUCUCUGUGAGAUCACAGGAUAUGACAAAAUUUCAUUCCAGCCCAAUAGUGGAGCGCAGGGAGAAUACGCUGGUCUGCGAGCAAUUCGAUCUUAUCAUGAGCAUCGCAAUGAGAGUCAUCGGAAUAUUUGCUUGAUCCCAAUCAGUGCACACGGGACCAACCCUGCUUCCGCACAAAUGGCUGGCAUGAAGGUGGAACCAAUUCGUCUGAAGCCUGACGGAAGUAUAGACAUGGCUCAUUUGAAGGACAAAGUUUCCGAGCACGAAAGGGAUCUUUCCUGUCUGAUGAUUACUUACCCGUCCACGAUGGGUGUGUUCGAGGAGACUGUGGCUGACAUUUGCGAUAUGAUCCACGAGCACGGUGGUCAGGUGUACCUCGAUGGAGCCAAUAUGAAUGCCCAAGUGGGUUUGUGUCGUCCUGGUGACUACGGAAGCGACGUAUCCCAUUUGAAUUUGCAUAAAACAUUCUGCAUUCCUCACGGUGGAGGUGGACCGGGAAUGGGACCGAUUGGAGUGAAAUCUCACCUGGCUCCCUAUCUGCCUGGUCAUCCAGUUAUAAGCCCUCUAGAGUGUGAAGCCAAUAGCUUCGGUGUUGUGAGUGCUGCACCAUUUGGUAGCUCAGCGAUUCUCCCCAUAUCGUGGUCAUACAUCAAACUUAUGGGAAGUAAAGGUCUUAAGAGAGCGACACAAGUUGCAAUCCUCAAUGCCAACUACAUGUCCAAGCGUCUCGAAGGGGAAUACAAGACUUUGUUCAAAGACCCCAAAAAUGGCUUAGUGGCACAUGAAUUCAUUUUGGACGUGAGAGAUUUAAAGAAAUCGGCAAAUAUAGAAGCCGUUGAUAUUGCCAAGCGCUUAAUGGAUUACGGAUUUCAUGCUCCGACAAUGUCAUGGCCCGUUGGGGGAACUCUGAUGAUUGAACCAACCGAGUCAGAAGAUAAACAGGAAUUGGAUAGGUUUUGUGAAGCAAUGCUCUCGAUUCGUAGUGAAAUCAGAGAAAUCGAAGAAGGUCGAAUGGAUAAGAGUGUGAAUCCUUUGAAAAUGGCGCCCCACACUCAGUCACAAGUUGUUUCGGAUAGUUGGAAUAGGCCGUACAGUAGGGAAUUGGCAGCUUUUCCAGCGCCCUUCGUAAAAUCUGAAUCAAAAAUGUGGCCAACAGUUGGACGAAUUGAUGAUGCUUACGGUGAUAAGCAUUUGGUGUGUACGUGUCCUCCAAUUCUUCCGGAAUUUUAAUUCAAAAAGUGUUUGUUUUUCGUUAAAAUUUAAGUCCUAGAUGUAUGAGUCAGUCUUUUUUGUAUUAUGUAAGCCUAAAUAUGUUUAAAUAAAUUCGUUUAAUAGAACAUAA